Molecule: messenger RNA, 2880 nt
Organism: Lingula anatina
Lineage: Eukaryota; Metazoa; Brachiopoda; Lingulata; Lingulida; Lingulidae
Cellular component (GO): membrane
Source: RefSeq, a predicted model, not a curated record
UUAACCAAUCAUUUAAUUUUCAUAGUAACCAUAUCUGGGGACACAUUCCGAGGGCUGUUUCUUCAAGCACGUGUGUCCGGAGCAAGCACGAGGCGGGGCACCUGGACAACUUCUGCUUCCGGUACAGGCACCAUCUCCUGCACGGACAGCGACGAUGCAGUCGGUCACGUGGAUAGUAGCGACAAAUCAGAUCUCAGCUUUCAGUGGACAGCUCCAUCUAGUGGUGAAGAGGAUAUAGAGUUUGUUGCCACCAUUUUGAGGCAGUAUGAUACGUUCUGGGUUGCACAGAGAAGCUCUGUCAUAACAGCAACAACGACCACAGCAAGUACUACCACUGUGCCAACUACUGCACCUACUACAACUACUACUACACCUACUACAACUACUACUACUACACCUACUACUGCACCUACUACAACUACUACUACACCCACUUCAACUACUGCUACACCCGCUACAACUACUGCUUCUACCACAACCACUACAUAUACUCCAACAGCUGCACUUACUACAACAAAUACCACUACCACAACUACCCCACCUACUACAACUACUACUACCACACCCAGUACAACUUCUAUACCCACUACAAUUACUACUACACCUACUACAACUACUACUACACCUACUACAACUACUACUACUACCACACCCAGUACAACUUCUAUACCCACUACAAUUACUACUACACCUACUACAACUACUACUACUACUACUACACAUACUACAACUACUUCUACCACACCCCCUACAACUACUAUACCAAUACCUACAACAACAAGUACACUUACUACAACUACUGCGCCAACUACAACUACUACACCCACUACUUCUACCACAACCUCAACCCUCACAACAGCUACAACAGCCAGCACAACUGCUACACGCACUACAACUAUAAACCUUACAGAAACAACAGCAACAACCACAUUACCGCUAAAAACUACUGCACCUUCUACAACUACAACACCAAAAGCAACAACUGCAGAACCACCAAAAACUACAGCAACUACAACAACUACAACAACAACUACUACUACUACAGUGCCACCAAAAACCCCAGCUCCCUCUACAACUAUCACAACAACUUCACCACCUCCUACAACUACAGUGCCCACAACAACAACAACAACAACAACUAGUACUACGGUACCAACAAAAACCCCAGCACCCUCUACAACUUCAACAACAACUUCACCACCUCCUACAACUACAAUACCCACAACAACGACAACAACAGCACCCACAACAUCCACAGCACAAACUACCAGUACUACAUUCAGUACACCUACCUCAGCUACUACAACUACCCCUGGUACUACUACUACUCCUACUGCAACAACCACCACCUCAGCGACCACCACCACCACCGCCAGUUCUACUCCUACAACCGUCGUCACCAAACCAAAGUCCACUGAACCCUCCACACAGGCCACAAAGAGCACAGAGAGUACAACCAUCCCGCCAAAAACAGCUGCUGCUACAACCAGUGCCUCGACGACCGCCAAGGAAACAAAGUCAACAAAAUUACCGACAACAGCUACUACACCAACCAGUGCACCAACUUCUUCACCGGCUACGACUGCAGUGAGUCCCAACGCAACGGUAAAUCCGUCAUCUGCAAAUGCUACUAUCCCGGUGUCUGUGCCAACAACCGGGGAUUCGACAACAACGAGCGCUGCGUCAACAACAACACAAACACCACCAACUGGGUCGCAGACAGUAGGUAAAAAUACAACAGCUUCAUCAACUCUGUCUGAUACAACAGUCACAACAACUGAAGCGGCACCGCAGGCGUUGAACAACACGCUAUCGACGCCUUCGGGAAAUAACGGAACUUCUGUGGACCCUUCAACUGCCUCCCCUGAGCCGGCCACUGUCCUUGUGUCCACGACUUCAGGGACGCCAGCGGCGGCGGACAACGUGACCGGAAGUGCCGUGACGUGGCGUUUUGGCGGGGUUUCACUUUUGGUUCUUCCGUUGUCUGUAUAUCUGAUUGCAUCGGGCGCAUAAGUAUAAUGCAGGAGAGACACAGAAAGGUCCGAUUCAUGCCUCUAUUAGAUUAAAUCAUUAGACUAAUGUGUGACCGUCAGUUAACACAAGUGUUGAUGAACUGUAACAUCGAAACCCCAAGCUUUAAUGUUAUCCUGCUUUUGUGAGAUUUCCAUGUGUAGUGCACUAUAACAGAUAUAUGAUCGUUUUAAUACCGCGAAGAUACGUUACUGUUAGCUGUCUUAGUAUUAGUUAUAGCAAAAUAACUCUCCGCAGUGGGUAGUUAGGAUGUGCUAACUGAGAAAGGUGUCUGUGUGUUUGUUUAUGAUGUAAAGUAAAAAUUACACUUGUCAUUUCUUUAUGUGAAAGACAGAUAUUAUACGUGCAUAAUUUGAACAAAUCUUAAUAUUCUUUAUAUAUUGGAAGAGGGAGUAGAACACGGGGGGAUACAUCCACAAAGUAUCCCCUAUGAUAAUUCUAUUGUAGUAUUGUACAUAUGUAAAUAUUAUAAGUACUGUACUAUAGCCCUUUGAAGUAGUACUUGGUUGCCUUAAGGUUUUUUUAAAAGUUGUGUCCCUGUGAGUUAAAUAUAAAUCUUUUUUAUCGAACAAAGCUGUUAUGAAAAUUAUACUGUGAUAAGCGCACAAAAAAGAUUGUCAAAUUAUGUGCGAUUUAAAAUGUCUUCUUUGAUAUGUCACGAAAUGUUUUGAAUUUAGGUAAAAUCUAAAGAAAAUCAAAAUAAAGCCAGUUUGUAGCUAUCCACAGGAUUUUAGAAUAUAUACAUGUUUUGAUGUAGACAGCUCAAUCUAGUGUUGCGUGAUUUUCCCAAACGUUUUUGAAAAAAAAACGUCUUGGAUAGAGAAAUAAAAUGCGUUUUAUUUUCAUAAA